Messenger RNA from Diaporthe amygdali, 930 nucleotides. RefSeq lists its product as uncharacterized. The coding region runs from base 1 to 930 and encodes 309 amino acids. The transcript has 2 exons. The record is from RefSeq and is a predicted model, not a curated record. Lineage: Eukaryota; Fungi; Ascomycota; Sordariomycetes; Diaporthales; Diaporthaceae.
AUGAAUGUAGAUGCCAAAAUCAGACCAGAAUCCCGCAACAGAAUAUUUCACAAGGGCGACAGUCUUCAAGAGCUCAUACUGGAUCCCAAAACCGCCGUUCGGAGGUACGCUGAAAACAACAUGGCGUCCAAUGACCAUUCUGCCCAGCACGCCUCGGAGAACCCACGUCAGGAUCUCUCCAACCUGGUCUCAAACUACUCUCAAGAAAAAGGGCGACGUGAGAGAUUCAGCUCUGGUUUCCCUCCUUCUUCUUCGCACAACCCUGGCGGUUCAACCAGCACAUCGCCCCCGGUGCCACUUGCUGCGUCCUUUAGCUCGAACGGGCCGCCUCUGCCGUACAGACCCUCAAGGCCCAGCACGCCCGAAGUACGUCUCAUCGGGCCCGCGCCUCCCAAGCCUGAGGUUGAAAUGACCGGCUUUCCUGCUCCCAGACUUUAUCACCGCAUGGUGACCGAGUACGAGACGAUCAGAACUAUUUUCUACCUAGCCAGAACACAGCCGAGCCACAAUGACCUCAGUCCCAUAGCCGCAAAACUAAAGUUUCUUUCCCGCGAAAUCUGGAACCUGCGCUACAAUCGUGCGGCCGAGUUCCCAUACAGCGAGGCCGUCACCGAGGAGCGCAUUACAGAGUGGAAGGUUCAGUACGAUUAUUGGGCCGAUGUGCUGGAAGAUCUUCUCGACCCGCGCUAUGUUGCCAGAACCGAGCUCGAGAAGAGCGAGGAAGACUGGGCAGGUGUGGCGGGCCUGGCUUCGGUCCCUGGUACUGUAGGCAUCGCCAGGAAGAAGGUGACACUUGCUGACCCGUUGGAUGAUUCCCAAGAUCAAGAGGAUGAAGAGGUCGGCCCUGUGUCUAUUUUGAAAAAGAAGAAGGCGGUUGGCAGUAAAGAUGCCCCCAAGAAGAAGAAGGUGCCGAAGAAGGCGUCCGAGUAG